UCCAGAAUCCACUUGCCCAGCGAGCGCCAAAAACCCCCUCCCCAUUCGAAAAUGGAUACGACGAUUCAAACCCCCAAUUCGACUCAUCUUCACUCCCUUCCUCUCUUCCCCCCAAAUGGAACGUCCAAAACGAAGGCAUUAAGAUCUCCUCCCCACUACAAUGCCAAUGGAGAAGCGUCUCCGCUCCUCCUCCUCUUCCCCCUCCGCCGAGGACCUCCUUUCCUCUGCCCCCUCCCUCCCCAAAUCCGCCCUCAAGUCCCUAAUCUUGUCCAUCUCCCCCUCCUCCCCCCUCUCCUCAACCCUUCCCCCUGCCCUCCUCCUCUCCGUCUCCCGCUCCCUCGCCGCCUUCAAGUCUUCCCUCCACCCCUCCUCCGCCGCUCGCCCCUCCCUCUCACCCCCCUCCAAGCGCUCCCGCCGUUCCUCCCGUCACCGCCGAUCUCCUGCCGCCGGCCCCGCUGCCUCAUCCUCUGAAGCAGACCACCUCGAGAACCUCCGCGCCUACGCCUACGUCGCCCACCUCUGCAUCUCCCAUCCAAAGAAGCUCUUUUCCCCUGCCGAUCUCCUCCCCGCUGCCCAGUCCCUCCACGAUGGUCUCGUCCUCUACGAGAUGGACUCCGCCCUCCUGUCCCAGGUUGCCGCCCUCUGCGAGGAGUGGUGGAAGGAGAAGCUCCCCGGGAGGGAGAAUUUGAUCUCUCAGUCACUCCCUUUCUUGCUCUCAAGGUCGCUGACGCAGGGCAAGAAGGCUGAUGUUCGAAGGGUCUGCGCUCUCCGGGAUGCCUUCUCGCUGUUCGAUUAUGUGGAUGACAGCAUUGAGGACUUGAGGCUUCUCCUCGUCCGCUGUGUCAUCACGCCGGUGUAUUUGAAGACGGAGGAGGGUCGGCGGUUUCUCGCCUUUAUGCUGGGGUUGAAUGGGCAGCUCACAAAGGAAGCUCUUGCCUUGAUGAGGUCUCAGAUUCCUUUUGGGAAGAAGUCGGUGCUGGAAGCUUAUGCUGAUAUCCUCUUCAAGGCGUGGAGGCUGGAGGAUUCGUUGAGGGAGGAAAUUGAGGAUGGUUUCCUGCAGGGACUGGUAGAAGGAGCCAUUCAUGCAAGUUCCAAAUCGCUUGCAGCCUCUAUCCGGAGGGUUUUAGGUAGUUUUAUUGAGCAGAGGGCGACUGCUGGUGUUGAGAAGCUUCUCUUUCGUCUUGUAGAGCCUUUGCUGUUUCGGGCACUGCAGGUUGCCAACUCCAAUGUUCGUCAAAAUGCAUUGCAUCUGCUCUUAGAUAUGUUCCCACUUGAAGAUCCAGAUGUCACAAAAGAAGUUAAAGAUGCCUUGCUUAAUAAACAGUUCUUUUUAUUAGAUAAAUUGCUUCUAGAUGACUGUCCUGAAGUGAGGACAGUUGCAGUUGAGGGUUCAUGUCGCAUCCUUAAUCUAUUUUGGGAAGUUAUUCCUUCAUCAAUGAUAACUAAGUUUUUGGCCAGCAUUAUCGAUAACAUGUCGCAUGAUAUGUGCAAUGAGGUAAGACUGUCAACAGUGAAUGGUAUUAUAUAUUUGCUUGACAAUCCACAGAGCCAUGAAAUAAUGAAAAUACUCCUCCCAAGAUUGGGUUGCAUGUUUUCGGAUCCCGUACUCUCUGUUCGAGUGGCUGUUGUUGAUCUUCUUUUAGCCAUUCGAGAUAUUCGUACUUUCCAAUUCAAUAAGGUGGUGAGUUUAGAUGCUUUAUUAUCUUCACUUGCAAAUGAUCACCCACGUGUUGCUCAAAAAAUCACAAGGCUUCUCAUUCCAUCUUACUUUCCUUCAAAGUUGAAUUUGAAAGAGGCAUGUAGUCGUUGCAUUUCACUAAUAAAAAGGUCUCCAACUGCCGGGGCAAGGUUCUGUGAAUUUGCUGUGACAGAGGGAUCAUCCUCAAGGUCUCUCACGGAACUUCUCAGAAUCUCUACCAGUUUAGCUCUUUCACCUAAGGGUCUUGAUCUAGAUCAGAUUGAUGGCUUACUGAUUGCUUCAGCCAAUAUAUGCCAGAGUCUAUCCAGUGAGUUGUCUAGUAAAGCAACUCUCAACCAGUUGUUGUCAACAGAGAAGUUGAAGGGUUUGUUUGCUGCAGCAUCUUCUGAGCAUGCCCAGGCUGCUCUCUUAAGCCUUGCUUCUGUUGUUUCCCUAGAUAAUUUGGUGGGACUACAUGAUCAUUGCAUGACUAUUAUAGUGAGCUCAGUUGGGCUCUCUGAUAAUCUACAGAAGCAAGAAGUAGUACAGGCAGCUCACAAGUUGAUGUUUUCUUGUGGUUGGUUUGAUGAAUUGUUUGAAGUUUUGACAAAUAAAUUGCAAGUUAUUGCUUCUAAGUUUCUUAACAAAUUUGGAUUGGCAGCUGCAUCAUAUAUGAAGAAGAAAAAAGCAAAUGUACUACUAAAAACUUCAAUGGGAACAAGUUGUGCAAAUCAAAAAGGAUCAUCAAAUUCUGUCAUGUCAAAUUUCGAGGAAGAAUUUUCUGUUGCUGCUGCAGCAGCAUGGCAAGUGAAAAAACUGCUUACCAGUGACGAUACUCGAAAUGAUGUGCUAAAAUCUCCAAAUCUAGAAAUGGCAUUCUCUGCUAUGAGAAUCAUUUCUCAGGUAUGUAUUGAACAAUGUGUGCACCGGGAGCUCUUUGACAUAGCACCUGUCUUGGCCUAUACAGCUUUUGCAUUAUACAUGUCACUUCAAAAUGUUGAUUCCACUGUUAACAGCAAUCUUAGUCAUGAAAAUAGCUUACGCCAAACAAGCUCAUCUCCAGAAGUAUUAUUGGACAAUCCAUUGAAGCACCUACUCAACUGUGCUGAUAAACUCUUUUCUGAAUCCGCUAAUGAAAAUUCUAGUGAUCAGCCCUCCAAGUUCAAUCAUGAAGAGAAAGUUGCAAUGCGCCGCAAAUCCAAGCGGAAGGCAGCUCUAGAUGGCACAUUAAACCAAACCAAAGGUGAUGAGCUCAAAACUGAUAUUCCUGAAGCUAGAAGGCUACAAAAUACGAUGAAAUUGGUCACGUCAAUUCUUCAGUUUGUUGUUGAUGCUGCAACCAUGAGCCUUGUUGACCAAAACCAGGGAAGGUGCGUGAUGUUUGCAUCAUCUUAUGCUAGAUAUGUUGUCUCAGCCAUUGGAAGGCAUCGGCAACAAAAGCCACCAUUAAAGGAAGAUGAUCUAAAAGAGAUGCUUACAUAUCUAAAAAGCUCCUUCACUUACGCUGCCAAGUUACUCCAUUUAGUGCUCAGAAAUUCUAGUGAAACUUCAGCACCACCACCGGAAGCAUUCUACCUUGCCAAUGAUCUUCUUGACCUUGUCACAUCCAUCGAAUCAUAUCUAGGCUUAAAGUAUGCAUUCCAUAUUGUUUCUGUUGCCAAGCCAUGGCUGCCUGUUCUUAUACUAGGCUUAGGCUGCAACCAACUGAUUAAGGUGACAGAGAAAGGUGGCAAUUCAAACUUAGGUGAUAUUAUUGGGCUUAAUUUUCCAGUAUGGCUUUCUGUUCUGGGCAAGACUGAGUUAUAUGCAGUUAAUGAAAUUAGCCAAGAUGUGGAGGGCAAUCAUCUUCCUGCAUUGGAGCCUUCAGUAUUUAGAAAGCUUACAGAGAUGUUGGUGAUCCUUCUAAAGAAGGGAAGCCCAAAAAUAUUGGACGCUGUGGGCUGUGUCUUCUUGGCAGGUCUGGAGGUUGGGCUGGAAAAAGCAGACUUUGACUUGGUCUUAGGCCUGGUCCAUUUUACAUGUGUGAAGUUGUUGGAUAAAGAAAAUGCUUGCUUGGAAGAACUUCAACUUAUGUCCAGCUCUUUACAAGAGAUCUAUCUAAAAAUAGAGAGAGACCUUCAGGGCCAUCACAGCAUUGAUGAUGGAAAGCACCAGCUAGAAAGUGCCAGAACACUUAUAAGAUCUGUUUUAACUCAUUCUAGAUAAAGAGCUGCCGCCACCAUGAUAUGACAAAAUAAAAUUACUGGAGUAGAAGCGUCAAAUAUCAAAGCUUUUGGGCUGAAAACUUGGUAGUCCUGCCUUAAGAGUAGAGGGAAAGAGCAAAACUUGAGGUCUUGUGAGAGUAACAGCAUUUGUAAAGGUAAUGAAGUACUUUAGUAGUUUUACAGCUGAUCCAUAUAUCCUUUAAUCGUGUUGACUAUAAUACGUUACUCAUGAUAUAUCAGGAACAGCAGGUUCUGAUUCCAAUACCAUAGGUUCAUUCCAUACUAUCUGCAUCUUU
Molecule: messenger RNA, 4178 nt
Organism: Elaeis guineensis (African oil palm)
Lineage: Eukaryota; Viridiplantae; Streptophyta; Magnoliopsida; Arecales; Arecaceae
Source: RefSeq, a predicted model, not a curated record